ACGUUUGCUUAUUCAUAUUUUUACCAAUUUCCAGUGACGAGUUUGUGCAGAUUCGUGGACGGAGAAAGACAGAAAAGUGAAUGUAAUUAAAAGAGGUAAUUAAAGGAGAAAUUAUUCAACUUCAUUCCCCCAAAUUAUUGUUAACACUGCAUUUGGGUACAUGCAUUGGUCGUUAGGCAGGCGGUGAUUCAUUAGUCCAAUUGGAAAGAGUGCAUGAGGCGGUGUGUGAAUUGUUGCUUUUGGUUGUAAAAGUUUGGGGCGGAAUAUCUACGAAUAAACGCGGUCAAAUCCCAGUAUAUAAGCGUACCUACAAGUGGCAGUGAGGCAAGUGGGAAAGAAAAUUGUGACGGAAUUUUUCCAAAAAUAAAUCUGUAUGCGUGUGCGUGAUUCAUUCCGAGUUGUUUUGGGGCGCAUUUGUUUAAUAUAACUUAUAAGCGGGAUUGCAAAUAUCAAAUUAAAGUGAUUUUAUUUCUUUUUAUAAAUUACAUAUUACAGCCUUUCUGUGUAGUGAAGUCUUCGCUGGUGAAACGUUGUCUCGCUAUAGUUGUGUAAAAUCUUAACAAAAUGUUUAGUUUUUUGAAACGUGAAAAAGCUAAUCAAGAGGUUGUAGAAAAUGUGGUGGGAGAACUUAAAAAAAUCUAUCGCAGUAAACUGCUACCUCUGGAGGAGCAUUACCAGUUCCACGACUUUCACUCUCCGAAGCUUGAAGAUCCUGACUUCGAUGCCAAGCCGAUGAUCUUGCUUGUGGGACAGUAUUCUACCGGUAAAACGACGUUUAUUCGAUACCUAUUGGAGCGUGAUUUCCCUGGUAUUCGCAUUGGACCCGAACCUACUACAGAUCGCUUCAUUGCAGUAAUGCACGAUGAAAAAGAAGGUGUUAUACCCGGUAAUGCGUUGGUGGUCGAUCCCAAAAAGCAAUUCCGUCCGUUGAGCAAAUACGGCAACGCCUUCUUAAAUCGUUUCCAGUGCUCUACUCUCAAUUCACCCGUCUUGCAGGCAAUCUCUAUUGUAGACACGCCCGGUAUCUUAUCGGGGGAAAAACAACGCAUCGAUCGCGGAUAUGACUUCACCGGUGUGCUAGAAUGGUUUGCAGAGCGUGUAGAUCGCAUCAUACUGCUUUUCGAUGCACAUAAGCUGGAUAUCUCCGACGAAUUUCGACGUUCCAUCGAAGCGCUCAAAGGACACGAUGACAAAAUACGCAUCAUUCUCAAUAAGGCUGAUAUGAUUGAUCACCAGCAGCUUAUGCGUGUAUACGGAGCCCUAAUGUGGUCCUUGGGUAAGGUGCUGCAAACUCCCGAAGUGGCGCGGGUGUACAUCGGUUCUUUCUGGGAUCAACCACUUCGUUUCGAUGCUAAUCGCCGCCUCUUCGAAGACGAAGAGCAGGACCUCUUUCGUGAUUUGCAAUCACUGCCACGUAAUGCAGCACUGCGCAAACUCAACGACUUGAUUAAGCGUGCGCGUCUGGCAAAGGUGCAUGCCUUCAUAAUUUCUGAACUGCGCAAAGAUAUGCCUUCCGUGUUCGGUAAAGACAGCAAAAAGAAGGAGCUGAUCAAAAAUCUGGGGCAAAUUUAUGAUCGCAUACAACGGGAACACUCUAUUUCACCGGGUGACUUCCCCGAUAUCAAGAAAAUGCAGGAUGUGCUGCAACAUCAAGACUUUAGCAAAUUCCAUUCGUUAAAACCGCAUUUGCUAGAUAUUGUGGACAAUAUGCUGGCUAAAGAUAUAGCGCGGCUGAUGGAGAUGAUACCGCAAGAGGAAAUGACUUUAGUAUCAGAGCCAGUGGUGAAAGAACUUAAAGGUGGCGCCUUCGCUGGUGUGAUCGACGAUCAUGUCUCACCGUUUGGUUAUAUGAAGGGUGAGGGUAUCGAUGCUGGCUUCGGUGAGCACGACUGGAUCUGCAAUCGCGAUAAACCACGCACAGAUGCCAUCUUCAAUGCUCUUGGGCCGGUGGAUGGACGCAUAUCGGGAGCGACUGCCAAACAAGAACUGAUCAAAUCGAAGCUACCCAAUUCGGUGCUCAGCAAAAUCUGGAAACUAUCCGAUGUCGAUGGCGAUGGCUUCCUAGAUGAGGACGAGUUUGCGCUCGCUAUGCACUUGAUCAAUGUCAAAUUGGAGGGCAACGAGCUGCCUAAUGUGCUGCCGGAGCACUUAGUACCACCAGCGAAGCGAUGCUAAUGUUAUUAAAGCAAUUUUUCAUAUUUUACGGCGUUUGAAUGAUUAAUCAUUUCACUUCGUUUAUGUUUCCUAUAUAAAAUCGAUGCUAAUCUGUUGUAUAACUACGACAUGACUUGGAGCGCUUAAGUCAUUAAAACUAUGUCUUGUACCUACCAAAUAUUUGGCGUGGUUGAAGAAAAGUCAAAAUGCAUUCAGAAUGCGUCGAUUAAAGUAUGUAAAUUGUUAAAUACUAAAUGAUCUAUCCCAACUGUUGUGUACCCAACCAAGGCAUUGAAUUUGCUAAAUAUGUAUGUAUGUAUGUGUCUGCUAUAAGCGAAUACAUACCGCUUUGCAUUGUAUGUGUGUAAUUAUAUAUUAAGUAAAAUUUGAGUUUUAAACGAAGCAUGUCAAUGCAACUAGAACAUAUUUUUAGACAUUUCAUACAUAUAAACACAUACAAGUAUGCAAAAAUAUCAGCAAAACAAAAAGAAAGUUAUUCACUAAAAAACUUUAGACCAAUAUACAAGUAAAGUAUGUACAUAUGGUAUGUACAUUCAACAGUACAUAUACAUAGGCACUGGGUUGAUAAAAAUCUUCUUUUUCUAUAGA
This is a messenger RNA of Rhagoletis zephyria (snowberry fruit fly), 2763 nucleotides long. RefSeq names its product putative achaete scute target 1 (gene Past1). Gene Ontology annotation, cellular component: plasma membrane; cytoplasm. Gene Ontology annotation, molecular function: GTP binding; calcium ion binding; protein binding. The record is from RefSeq and is a predicted model, not a curated record. Lineage: Eukaryota; Metazoa; Arthropoda; Insecta; Diptera; Tephritidae. Gene Ontology annotation, biological process: endosomal transport; endocytosis.